UUUAAUAAGUUCCAGUGAAAGUAAGGCUAUUGUCAGUGGAGCAGCAGAACUCUUUCUGACACCACACUCAUCACCAUGGCGCUGCACAAUACCUGGGUGGUCCUGAUGCUGGUCCUUAGCCUUCGUGGUCAAGUUCAAGCAGGGAAAAUCUUUGGGGGACGCAAAGCUGUCCCUCAUAGUAGACCCUACAUGGUGCUUUUGGAAACGAGAAUGUGGAAUGACGAAACCAGAUUUUGUCAAGGCUUCCUGAUCAGCAAUCAGUUUGUGGUGACAGCUGCUGACUGCCAGGCCUGUAUCUAUAACGUCUAUGUAGGUCUUGAUAAGUUCAAGAAUGAUCAACCUCCGAAGGCCAUUCAAGUGAGUCGAGCAUUUCCACAUGAGGACUUCAAUAAUGAAACAAAAAUCAACAACUUGAUGUUACUGCAGUUAAGCGAGAAGGUAAACUUCACAGACCAUGUCAGACGGAUUAAUUUAGCAAGCCAAGGUGAUCAUCUGCCUCAACGCUGUAUAGUCUCUGGCUGGGAAUUUAGCAGAAAAAAACAGAUGGCCAGGAGGCUGAGGGAAGUUGAGGUCACACUUGUGAAUCGUACACACCCUGCUGAGCUCCAUGCAUACUUCUCCCUUGGAAGAAUUGGACCUUCAAUGGGAGACUCUGGUGGUCCACUUGUUUGUGAAGGUGAAGUGGCGUACGGUGUUGUGUCAGGCGGCACAAAGUGCUUAAAAGUGUACACUAAAAUCCCAGACUAUCUUGGUUGGAUUGAAGGCCACAUGAGGAAAAAGUGAAUCCAGAUUGUCAUCGUUAAUAUGCUCAUGCUUUGUUAACCAUGUUGAUGAAUAAAUCGGUUUCACAAAGCUGUUGUUUUUCAUCAAAUGGGACACAUUUAUGGAGAGAAUAAAAUAAAAAUGAACAUCUAGCUUACCAGAAUAGCAUACAUUUGUUAAUGUGCGUGUACAGGUUUUGGUACCCCGCUCCCCCAAUGAGCCGGGUUCCAGGUACGAAUGACACGUUAAGCGUGGGUUAAGCCGCACUCGGCAUUUUUUGCAUACAUCUCAUGUUCCUUCCAAAUGUCAGUCCUCGUGCUCCAUUUAAAGUGUCUUCCUGGCUAUCCAGCCAGGCGUCUCCCAUCUCGCUGAUUGGGGUUCAACGGGUGCUCUCCGUCGCCGGCUGGUGGAUGACGGUAGUAUUUUCCGUCCAGGAUGAAACCUCGGGUCCGUCCGGACCGAGGUUUUAAGGGGCUGGACGCCACAAUGUGUCUAUGCACCUUUUCUAAAGCACCUAUAAUAUAACUAUCAUCCGACCCCAAUAUACAAUUUGGGAUAUCUUGAACUAAAUAAGCUGGUUAAAAUUAAGAAAACACUGCCACCUGGUGUUUAUACGUUUAAUGAA
Molecule: messenger RNA, 1387 nt
Organism: Gadus chalcogrammus (walleye pollock)
Lineage: Eukaryota; Metazoa; Chordata; Actinopteri; Gadiformes; Gadidae
Product: mast cell protease 3-like
Exons: 5
Coding region: 76-783 (235 amino acids)
Biological process (GO): proteolysis
Molecular function (GO): serine-type endopeptidase activity
Source: RefSeq, a predicted model, not a curated record